Molecule: messenger RNA, 4016 nt
Organism: Callithrix jacchus (white-tufted-ear marmoset)
Lineage: Eukaryota; Metazoa; Chordata; Mammalia; Primates; Cebidae
Source: RefSeq, a predicted model, not a curated record
GCCAAGGCAAACAGUCCAGGGCUGGGGCAGACGAGAGGACAGACAUCUGCAGCUGCCAUGGAUGUGCCCUGGCCCCUGGGGUGGAUUCUGCUUCUCUUGGGAAGCCCCCUUACCCAAGCUGAGCCUCUCAGGUACAUCCUGGUGACCCCCCGAGUCCUGAGGGUCGGCAGCCCAGAGAACAUCCACAUUCAGGCCCAUUCGGACUCCAGGCAGCCCCUCACAAGGACCCUGGAGGUGAACCUCACAGUGUGGGACUUCCCCAGGAAGAAGACAGUGUUGGCAAGGAGCCAGCUCAUUCUCUCACCAGGAAAUAACUUUAUGGGCCAGGCACCUGUGACGGGCAGCAAUAUGUCAUCAUCCGGGCAACUUGGGCACCCAGUUCAGUCUCCUCAUUCAUGGAGAAGAUGGUGCUGGUGGCUCCUCAUGCUGGUUACAUCUUCAUCCAGACAGACAAGACCAUCUACACACCUGAGCACUUGGAGUCCUCCUUCUCCCCCAGUUCAGUACCGGGUGUUCACUGUGAACCACAGGAUGGACCCUGUGGCCAAGAUAUUCAUUCUGGACAUCAAGAACCCGAAUGGAAUCCCUGUGACUAGCCAGAGUGUGUUGGCCAAGGACGGCUUCUUUUACAGCUCCUUUCACCUCCCAGAGCUUGUCAGUUUGGGGACCUGGACCAUCGAAGCCCGCUACCAAUGUGCACCCAGGCAGAGGUUCAAGGCUGCCUUUGAUGUGAAGGAAUAUGUCCUCCCAUCUUUUGAGGUCCAGCUGAUCCCCAACAGGACUUUCUUCUCCCUCAACGAUGAGGCUCUGGGCAUUGAUAUCCAGGCUCGGUAUAUAUUUAACAAGCCGGUGGACGGACAUGCUCUGGUCAUCUUCGGGGUAAAGUUGGAUUCCCGCCGGAUCCUUAUCCAAAGCUCCCUGCAGACGGUGGAGAUCUCUGAAGGCCUGGGCCACAUCUCUCUCCAGAAGGACAUGCUGACGUCCACAUUCCAAGGCCCAGAAAAGGACUUCAUUGGAGGCUCAAUCUUCGUCAAUGUCACCGUGUUCUCCUCAGGGGGUGAGAUGGUGCAAACUGAGACCUCAGGGGUGAAGAUCAUCCAGAGCCCAUACAACAUCAAGUUCACUAGGACACCCCAGUAUUUCAAGCCAGGAAUGCCCUUCCACUUUCGGGUCUUCGUCUCAAAUCCUGAUGGAUCCCCGGCUUCCAGAGUCCUUGUCCACUCCCCAAACCAAAAAGUGUAUACCUCGACUGAGGGUUUGGCCACUCUGACCGUCAACACAGAUGGAAAUAUGGACAAGCUCCCCGUCCAGGUGAAAACUGAACAAUCUCUUCGGCCAGAAGAGCAGGCUUCAGCCAGGAUGACAGCUUGGCCUUACUUGACUCAGGAUUCGUUAGGGAACUUCCUACACAUCGAAGUAAAGACACUGGAUACAGAGGUUGGCAGCAGCAUCCAGCUGAGCCUCAACACAAGGCACCAGAACCCUGAAACCAAGAACAGGAUCACUCACUUCACCAUCCUGGUCCUGAGUAAGGGCCAGACUGUGAGUGCUACACAUCAGCUAAAAGCCCAGGAGAGUGUCUACACGUCAGCCACUAUUGAUGUGACUUCAGAGAUGCUGCCCUCCUUCCGCAUUCUGGCCUUUUAUUUACUUCCCAGAGGAGGAAGCCAGAACCCUGAGCUGGUGGCUGAUUCCAUAUGGAUUGAUGUGAAUGAUGCAUGGGGACGCUGAAAGUUGGCUUGAAGAAUGAGGGAUUAUUCCAGCCUGUGGAGCCCAACAGCCUAGUGGAACUGAAGGUGACAGGUGAUGCAGAAGCCACAGUGGGGCUGGUGGCUGUGGACAAGGCUGUCUAUGCCUUGAACAGCAAACACAAGCUCACUCAGAAGAAGGUAAGAGCAUGUGGUCUUUGGGCCAAGAUAUUGCCAGGAUGUUCUAGCUGCAGCCUCAGCUUCUUCAGCCAUAAAGAGGACAGCAUCAGUGUAAGGACUCAAGGGGACGGUGCAGAGUCUAAUGACUGAAAGGUGAUAAGAGCUCAAAAAAUGGGAGAUAGUAUGAGAAUUAUUAUUUGAGCCUGCAAUUCCCAUUCACCACUGCUCCUUUCAUUUAGGAGUCAUGGAGAUCUCACAUCCAGGCUCCUCUCUUGUCCUCUAGGUCUGGGAUGUCGUGGAAGAACAUGACAUUGGCUGCCCAGCACGAAGUGGGAAAGACAGAUUUGCUGUGUUCAAGGAUGCUGGAUUGGACCUGAAAAUCAGCACAGGAAUGGAUAGCCUGGCAAGCUCAGAUUGGCCCUGCCCCCGGGACCUUCCUCCCAGCCGCCAUCACUGCUCCCUGAAGAGGAUGGAGACAAAGAGGCAGGUCAGUGUCAAAGCUGCAUGUCUCCCUCCAUCUCCCCAACCUACUGUAUCCAUCAGGGCUUAGAAUAGGACACCCAAAGCACUCUAGGUAUUUCUAGCAGAGAGGGAUCUAAUGGGGGGAGUUUGGUUCUUAUGAAAUCAUUAGAUGGGCUAUUGGGGUGGACGUUGGAAGGCUGCUUGCUGGGACUCAAGAUAACCCCAUGUCAGUCUUGCAAUCCAUGAAAUAUCAAGAAACUGCUGCCAAUAUCUCUCAUAAGGCUGGUAGGUUGAUAAUGAAACAUGGACUCAUGCCCAUUGCAAAAACACCCACAGACUGGAGCCCACCCAUCAGCUACCACUGCUGCGGGAAAAACGGUUUCUGCUUCUCUUCUAUCUCCCAGAUCUCUCGUGAGAGCAUCUCAGUGGCUGCAUCUAAUCCCAUUCAGAACCCCAGCAGCAAGGCAGUAUGGGGAAUGUAGUUUUCAGAUGUCUAGCCUCUGUGGUACAGGAAGGAAUGCAGACAAAAGGAGAAAGAGGUCUUGAGUGUCAUUGGACAAUAUCUAAACUGCCAUCCUGAAGACUAGAGUGUGAACCAGAAGAAGGGGUUUUGAGCCUGGAGUCAGGGGAAGAUGGGAGGCAGCACUGGGUGGUGUUAGAGGCAUGGAAUCUGAGGCUGGCACGGUGGCUCACUCCUGUAAACUCGGCACUUUGGGAGGCCAAGAGUAGGUGGAUCACUUGAGAUCAGGAGUUCGAGACCAGCCUGGCCAACAUGGUGAAACACUGUCUCUACUAAAAAUACAAAAAUGAGCAGGGUGUGGUGGUGGGCACCUGUAAUCCCAGCUACAUGGGAAGUUUAGGCAUGAGAAUCGCUUGAACCUGAGAGGCAGAAGUUGUAGUGAUCUGAGAUUGCACCACUGUGCUCCAGCCUGGGUGACAGAGCAAGACUUCAUCUCUUUUUUUUUUUUCUUUUUUUGAGAUGGAGUUUCGCUCUUGUUACCCAGGCUGGAGUGCAAUGGCGUGAUCUCGGCUCACUGCAACCUCCGCCCCCUGGGUUCAGGCAAUUCUCCUGCCUUAGCCUCCUGAGUAGCUGGGAUUACAGGCACAUGCCACCGUGCCCAGCUAAUUUUUUGUAUUUUUAGUAGAGACGGGGUUUCACCAUGUUGACCAGAAUGGUCUCGAUCUCUUGACCUCGUGAUCCACCCGCCUCGGCCUCCCAAAGUGCUGGGAUUACAGGAUUGAGCCACCGCGCCUGGCCAAUCUCUUUUUUUUUUAAAGAUGGGGUUUCACCCUGAUGGCCAGGCUGGUUUUGAACUCCUGACCUCAGGUGAUCCACCCACCUCAGCCUCCCAAAGUGCUAGGAUUACAGGUUUUAGCCACCACGCUUGGCCGCAAGACUUCAUCUCAAAAAAAAAAAAAAAAAAAAGCAGUAUGGAUUCUGGUCCCAGCUCAGCCACUUGGAAGCCUUGACUUUAGGCAAAUGAACUCACCUUUCUGUGGCUCAGCUUCCUUGUCAGAAGCUCACCAUGUGAGUUCAAUAUGAGGCUUCAGAAAGAGCACAGGUAAGGCACUAGACAUAGCAUCUGCCACAGGGUUAUCGCUAAAUAACGGCAAGGUGUGCAUAGCAUCAAGGUGAAUGGGUCCUAGCUUCUUAGAUCCUGCCCAACCCUUCCUCUUUCCCUCUAU